GGCGCGGGGAGCCGAGUGGGAGGUGUUUUAGAGGAAUAAUAAACAGAGCUGGGGUAGUAAGGACAGGGUUAUAAUCAGGAGAUGGGGGUUUAUAAUGAGGAUAUUGGGGUUAAUAAUGAGGAUAUGGGGGUUUAUUAGUGUUUAUUAGAGCAGGUUUAGUGUCGGGGGCGGGUGGCGGAGAUGAGCGCGGUGCUGUCUCUGCGGGUGAGCGUGUUCUCGGAGCAGGGCGGGAGGAAGUAUAUGGAGGAUGUUACGGAGGUGACGGUGGAAGACGAGCCGACCGAGGGUCCAAAACCCGCGGACCCGGAGCCUCUGAGCCCCCGAGCCGAGCCCGUCGCGCUGACCUGGACUGAGGGUCUGCAGGGGGGUCAGGCUGGGGGUCUCUCCGCCCCCGCGGGCAGGAGGUCCGUGGCGUUUUUCGCCGUGUUUGAUGGACACGGGGGGAGAGAGGCUGCCCACUUCGCCCGGGACCACCUGUGGGACUUCCUGAAGAAGCAGAGGGGAUUCUGGUCCAGAGAUUACCGCAAAGUCUGUGAUGCCAUCAGAAAAGGCUUCAUAGCCUGUCACAGAGCCAUGUGGAAGAAACUGCCGGAGUGGCCUAAGACCCUGACCGGCCUUCCCAGUACAUCAGGCACCACGGCCAGUGUGGUGGUUAUCCGCAGGGACCGCAUGUUUGUAGCCCACGUCGGGGAUUCAUCAGUGGUGCUGGGGAUUCGGGAGGAGCCCACUGAUAAGGUCAUCAAAGCUGUGGAGGUCACACAGGAUCACAAACCUGAACUUCCAAAAGAGAAACAACGAAUUGAAAGACUGGGAGGAAGUGUAAUAAAGAAGUCAGGAGUGAACCGUGUGGUCUGGAAGAGGCCUAGGCUCACACAUAACGGGCCAGUCAGGAGGAGCACGCCCAUUGACCAGAUUCCGUUCCUUGCUGUAGCCAGAGCACUAGGUGACCUGUGGAGCUAUGAUUUCUACAGUGGAGAGUUUGUUGUAUCUCCAGAGCCGGAUACAAGUGUAAUGACCCUUGACCCACAGCGACACCGCUAUAUUAUAGUAGGGAGUGAUGGAUUGUGGAACAUGGUGCCUCCUCAGGAGGCUGUAACAGUGUGUCAAAGCCAUGAUGAAGCUCUGGCUCCCUUCGACAUGUCAGUUGCACGGAGAUUAGGCUGCCAUGCUCUGAUGCGAUGGCGGCAGCGAAUGCUGCGGGCUGACAACACCAGUGUCAUCGUCAUUGCUUUGCCUGAACCAGGCAAACCACAGGUUCCCAUACACCGCGAUGAGGUCAUUCUCACACUGGCAGAGGGAUCGUACUGUGACCUGCCACCAGCCUCCCGUUCCAACACACCACUUAUUAAGACUCCUCAUCCAGACCUCUCCUCUCCUACCAGUGAGACUCUACCGGCUGUGGAGCAGAGAAAUGGUCUGUUAGGACCAGGAUCAGAAACCAGCACAGAGCAGGACGUCUCCCAGACUAAUAUCCUGAAACGAGACUUGUCUAAGUGCUUAAAUGAGGGCAACCCUGUAGGGACUCGCAGUGAACCUCUGACCUUUACUCCAGAUGUGACCAGUCCAGCAGGGAAACGGCCCAGGCGGACUCCCUUCAGCACCAGCAGCUCUCGAGGCCACAGGAUCACCGAUCAUCCUCCUCCCAAGCGGAACAGUGCGAGGACCCUCAAACGGACCCCCAACGUCCCGAUGUUACAGCACCGUAAGGCUGCCCUGUGUGCAUGCUGAGAUACAGACGCUACAAAUGACUGUCCUCUUGAAGAAUUGCACUAAAAAAAAGAGAGAUAACAUGAGAAACUCAUGGUAAAGCAUAUCAACUCUUGUAUUGAUUGCUGUCAGUUUGCAUGGUCGUAUAUGGAAAUGGAAAGUAUCGUGUGUGUUGAUGUGUUGAGGGUGUGCCAGUGUCAGUUUGGAUUAUAUAGCUAUGAAUUAUAUUAUAUAGUAGUAUUAGAUGUGAUUUUGCUUUGUGUGUUUUGUAUGUAAAGGAGUAUGGAUGUUCGAAAUUGUGUAAAUGUCUUAAACUUCCUUAAAUUAAAAAUUUCAGAGAAAGU
Molecule: messenger RNA, 2051 nt
Organism: Astyanax mexicanus (Mexican tetra)
Lineage: Eukaryota; Metazoa; Chordata; Actinopteri; Characiformes; Acestrorhamphidae
Gene: ppm1db
Product: protein phosphatase, Mg2+/Mn2+ dependent, 1Db
Exons: 6
Coding region: 181-1728 (515 amino acids)
Biological process (GO): protein dephosphorylation
Cellular component (GO): nucleus; cytosol
Molecular function (GO): cation binding; protein serine/threonine phosphatase activity; mitogen-activated protein kinase binding
Source: RefSeq, a predicted model, not a curated record